GGAAGAUGCCGGCCGUUGACAACGGUUCCAGGGAUCAACAAGAGUAACUACUAACGCCUCGAGAAUAAUAAACAUAAUGGAUCGGCCACCUCGAUCUUGCCCCGCAAUGUGUUGAUCUUCCCCCGCGAGAACCUCCCGAUCUCUCCAUCUUUCGCUGUUCCCUACAUACAGCGUGGACAGAUAUCUCUCUUUUACCAAUCACUUUCUCCCUACGUUGACGUGUUCAGAGUCAAGUCGCUUGCCUCUCACUUCCAUUGUUUCCCCCCCGUCCAGAUCCGGUCCAAAGCCGGUGCCCGGCACAACUCGGUCACCAUGACCUGGGUCGAGAACGCAACCCCUGAGGUGGACGCUCAGUCCGAAUGGAGGACUAUCAUUGCCAUCUGCGUCACCUUGUCCGUCUUCUCAAGUGUCAUUGUGGGCGCGCGCCUGUGGAUCAGGCACCGCAACCACGGCCUGGCCGCCGACGACUGGAUGGCGACACUGUCGGCAGUGUUUGCCUUACUGUACUCGAUUCUCUGCAUACUCCAGACGAAAUAUGGGCUAGGACUUCCAUUGGCCCUCCGCCCACCCGAAAACCUUAUCCCAUUCACGCGCGUCAACUACGGCGGCCGGCCGAUAUACCAGAUGGGCAUCAGCUUUUUCAAGGCUGCCCUGCUCAUCAGCUAUCUGCGCCUCUUCAAGGGAACUAGCCACGCCGUGUCCAGGAGGGUGGUUUGGAUUGCAAUGGUCGCCAUCCUGGCCGGGCACCUGGGCUGCUCGUUGACUCUGAUCCUUGCAUGCAACCCAGUACACAAAUCGUGGGAACCAUUAACGCCCGGGACCUGUCUGGCACCUGGCCCCUCCUUCACGGCGUACGCCAUUGUCACCAUCGUCUCAGACGUCGUGGUAGCCGUCAUCCCUAUCCCCGUUCUGCUCAAGCUCAAAGUAAACACCGGCAAGAAAGUCGGUCUGAUCGUCAUCUUCCUGCUCGGGCUGUUCACGACGUUGUGCUCCAUCUUCCGCUAUCUCCAGAUCGACAGGAUCCAGUACGGCGACGGGAACUCCACCAUGCUUGUUUUGUGGGGCGUGAUCGAGUUCAACGUCGGGAACAUGGUAUCCUCACUCCCAUUCCUAGCACCGAUCUUUCUUCGCAAGGCGAAGGAAUACACGUCCAAAUACUCUGGCAGCGGACAACAAUACGGAGCAGCAUCGAACGGCGGGGCGCGCCGGUUCGGGAAAUCCGGUGGCGAGGGGUACAAGCUCAGCAGCGUAUCCAGCCCGCGCAAGGGCACAUUUGCCACUGCCCACGGCCAAAGCAGCAACAGCGAAGAGAAUAUCCUCAAGAGCAGCCCGGACAACUCCAUCGUGAAGUCGGUCAGCUACAGCGUCCAGGUAGACUAGGGACUGGAAUCGUCUCAGAGGAAGGGCCGCAAGGACUGCUGCACCACCUCAUGCAGUACCAUCACGCGGGACAGGCUCAAAUAAUCGAGACGAAAGGCGGCGCAAGGGGUAGUGGAUCUACUGUCUUAGAUGGGUGGCUUGUUUGCUUUAUUUUUGGGACCGGUUGCUGAAAAGUACCCACUAUUGAUACCACGGGACGAAUCUCUUGUCUUUGGCUUGUAACUUAUGCAUCGUCAU
Canariomyces notabilis is the source of this 1617-nucleotide messenger RNA. RefSeq lists its product as uncharacterized. Lineage: Eukaryota; Fungi; Ascomycota; Sordariomycetes; Sordariales; Chaetomiaceae. The record is from RefSeq and is a predicted model, not a curated record. The transcript is spliced from 4 exons. The coding region runs from base 313 to 1380 and encodes 355 amino acids.